AUGAAGAAAGAGACGAAACCUGUUCUCGCCGUCAAAGAUGCUUGUUCCGAUUUCUCAUUUCUUUUCUGCGCCGAAACCGAAAGCCAAAUGACCAAGCUUCAAGAAAGCCCGGCGCCUGUCAAGAAGGAGCCUGAUCUCAAUGUUGUGCAACCAUCGUCGAUCGAUCCGUUCCAGGAGGCAUUGAAGUCGAUGGGUAAAGGGCGUAGGGACUCUCCAGUAACGGCCACACCCCCACCAGCUUCGAUGACGAUUACGCCGCCCCUGCUAGAAUCGAUCCGGCUGAUAGAACGAGCUGUGUACGAUGAUGACCCUGUUAAUAAUAUCCAUACUGCUCACAGUUUGCGCGAUCUGGAUUGGGGAGAGGGUGCUGCUCCACAUGCUCCCCUAUUCGAAGAAGUUAUCGAUUGGACGGAUCCAAUAACUCUCGAAUUCGAUCUCGAAGCGUCCCAACGCGGACAGAAUAGUACAGAAAAGACUACUCAGGAGGAGCGUAAGCAAACAGCUUUAGGUGCACUAUACAUGUCGUCAGCGCAGAUACUCCCAGAGGAUGAGGAAAAUUGGAAGGAAGUGCCCCUCGAUUGA
Suillus plorans is the source of this 582-nucleotide messenger RNA. RefSeq lists its product as uncharacterized. The record is from RefSeq and is a predicted model, not a curated record. NCBI's taxonomy places the organism in Eukaryota, Fungi, Basidiomycota, Agaricomycetes, Boletales, Suillaceae. The transcript has 4 exons. Bases 1 to 582 code for a protein of 193 amino acids.